AUGAAGAUAGUCUGGGCCCUGACGAUCAAAGGAUUGUCCUGGAAUUCAGUUACAGUGCCUCCCACUCUUCCAAGACCUUCAUUGCAACUGUUGACACACGGAUAUCGCCGUAUUCCCGUACUUCAAUGCGGAUCCGACGUGUUCGUCGACACUUCUUUGAUCUUAGAGGAGCUGGAAAGAAGGAAAGGAUCCGAUAAAAGUGAUAAGGGCCUCUCUAGGUCUAUGAUCAUGUGGACCGAUAGAUACUUUUUUGGUGCCUCACUACAAUCUUCCUUCGUCUCCACCGAUCCCUCAGCUCCCAAAAUCUUCACCACUCCCAACUUUCUCUCCGAUCGUUCCUCACUAAUUGGCAAACCAGUAAACCUCCAGAAACUCCGGUCCGAACGCUCCCAAAUUAUCGAUCGAAUCCGCUCCAAUCUUGAGUGGAUCGAGCAGCAACUGGAAGAUGAUCGUGAAUGGUUUCUCGAUACUCUGACCCCGGGGAUGCCCGACAUCCAUGUCGCGGCGAAUUUAUUUUUCCUAGGUAUCUCUAGAAGUGCGAGUGAAUUGUCUAUUGCUCAGAAUUAUCCCAAGACCUACGCAUGGUUUAAUAGGUUUAGAAAAUACAUUAAGGAAAAUGAAAAGUCACCUGUUAACAUGUCCGAGGAGGAAGCAUUAGAGAUCGCAAGGAAGUACAAACCGUUGAGUGCCAGGGAUGCACAAUUGGAGGAUAAGAUGGACUUGUAUAGGAAAGUGGGAGAUCGAGUUAGCAUUGAACCGGAUGAUUACGGAAAAGUCGCGGUGGUGGGAAGGAUUGUUAGUUUGGGCAAUUCGCAUGUGGCCAUUAGGCCUGACAAUGUAGACAAAACCGGUAUUGAAGUGGUGGUUUGGUUUCCUAGGGCUGGGUAUAAUAUUAUUCAUGUUAACAACGAAAAUGCUUCCGGAAGAUUGUAA
This is a messenger RNA of Acaulospora colombiana, 933 nucleotides long. Lineage: Eukaryota; Fungi; Glomeromycota; Glomeromycetes; Diversisporales; Acaulosporaceae. The record is from the annotation of a GenBank genome assembly.